Molecule: messenger RNA, 1441 nt
Organism: Notolabrus celidotus (New Zealand spotty)
Lineage: Eukaryota; Metazoa; Chordata; Actinopteri; Labriformes; Labridae
Product: annexin A3-like
Exons: 15
Coding region: 153-1172 (339 amino acids)
Cellular component (GO): cytoplasm
Molecular function (GO): calcium ion binding; calcium-dependent phospholipid binding
Source: RefSeq, a predicted model, not a curated record
GUCCGAGCUGUCCCUGAAGGCAGCAGUGCUCAGUGGGUGUGGUCAGACUGCUCCCCAGGUAGAUUUCCACAGAGCACAGGUGUGGUGAACUAGUUUCCUGUUCAGACAGACAUCCAGACGAACCUGCCAUCAUCAUCAUCAUCAUCAUCAUCAUGGCGUCUCUAUGGGAUGACCUCGAGGACCUGGUCCAUAAACCCUCAUCCUUCACCGUGAAGGGCGGAGAGAGAGGAACCAUCAAACCUAAACACAACUUUGAUGCUAAAGACGACGCUAACGCUCUGAAGGACGCCAUCGAAGGACUGGGGACCAAAGAGAAGACCCUGAUUGAAGUCCUGACCCAGAGGAGCAGCGCUCAGAGGAAGCUCAUCUGUGAGGCGUACCAGGAGGAGACAGGCAGAGCGUUGCUGGACGACCUGAAAGGAGACACUGGCGGGGACUUCGAGGACCUGCUGGUGGCUCUGGUGACUCCUCCUGCAGCGUACGACUGUCAUGAAGUGAUGAGAGCCAUGAAGGGGGCGGGGACAGCAGACUGCGUCCUGAUCGAGAUCUUUGCCUCAAGAUCAACUGCACAGAUCCGAGCUCUGAACGAGGUCUACCUGACAGAGACCGAGAAGAAGGUGACCCUCGACAUGAAGUCAGAAGUUUCUGGAGACUUCGCUGAUGCUCUGCUCAUCCUGGCCGAGGGUAAAAGAGACGAGAGCACCUCGGUGGACGCAGCGAAGGCUAAAGAGGACGCUCAGGCUCUGUACGAGGCUGGGGAGAAGAAGUGGGGCACUGAUGAGUCCAAAUUCAUCGACAUCCUCUGUCACCGAGGGAUACCUCAGCUCAGACAGACUCUGAUGGAGUUUAAGGAGAUCAGUGGGAAGACUCUGCAGGAGAGCAUCGAGGGAGAGAUGUCCGGAGAGCUGCAGGAGCUGCUGGUGGCGAUCGUGAAAUGUGUGAAGAGUGUCCCGGCCUACCUUGCAGAGCUUCUGUAUCAGAGCAUGAAGGGUGGAGGAACAGAUGAGAAGACUCUGACUCGGAUCAUGGUCAGUCGCUCCGAGGUCGACCUGCUCGAUAUCCGUACCGAGUUUAAGAAGAUCGCAGAGUGUUCCCUGCUAUCGUACAUCGAGUCCGAUCUGUCGGGGGUUCACGGAGACGCUCUGAAGGUGAUCUGUGGAGGAGACGACUAACACCUGAGCUCCACCUGAGGCCACAAAUCGGACUGUGGAGGAGAUUAUGGAAAGACUCUGGAGAGGAUCUGUGGAGGAGACGACGAGGACUAACGUCAGCCUGUUCCUGUUUCAUUAGAUCCCUAUAGUUCCUCAGACUCACCUGGACUCUUUAUUCCAGGACAGGUUAUAAUACUCAGGUGUGCUCCAGGCUCUGGGACGUCCACCUGAAGGUCACCACUCAUCUUCAGCAUGAAUCAAUAUGAUAAAUAAUAAAUAUAUUAUAAACA